Molecule: messenger RNA, 1149 nt
Organism: Sphaeramia orbicularis (orbiculate cardinalfish)
Lineage: Eukaryota; Metazoa; Chordata; Actinopteri; Kurtiformes; Apogonidae
Gene: dhdh.2
Product: dihydrodiol dehydrogenase, tandem duplicate 2
Exons: 7
Coding region: 50-1054 (334 amino acids)
Molecular function (GO): nucleotide binding
Source: RefSeq, a predicted model, not a curated record
CACAGGUGGACACUGCUGUUCCAUUGGACCAGGCAGUCAGCUGACCAACAUGGCAACCAGGUGGGGAAUCUGCAGCGCUGGGAAGAUCAGUCAUGACUUCACUGUAGCUCUGAAAACUCUUCCUCCUGAAGACCACCAGGUUGUUGCCGUAGCAGCUCGCAAACUUGAGGAUGCACAAGCGUUUGCCAAAAAGCACAGCAUCUCCCGAGCUUAUGGGAGCUACGAGGAGCUGGCAAGAGAUCAAGACCUCGAUGUGGUUUACAUUGGAGUCAUUCACCCUUACCAUCUGAAGACUUGUUUGCUCUUUCUUAAUGCCAAGAAGAAUGUUCUGUGUGAGAAACCACUGGCCAUGAACUCCAAAGAGGUGCAGGAGAUCCUGGCCGCUGCCAAACGCAACAACGUCUUCCUCAUGGAGGCUGUCUGGACCCGAUAUUUUCCCGUCUCCGUGGAGAUCAGACGGCUGCUGGCCCAGGGGGAGGUGGGGGAUGUACGGAUGGUGAGAUCAGAGUUUGGUGUCCCGAUCUCUCAUGUGCCGAGAUCAGUGCAGAAGGAGCUGGGUGGAGGAGCAGUUCUAGACAUUGGCAUCUACUGUCUGCAGUUCAUUUGCAUGGUUUACAAUGGAGAGAAGCCAGAGUGCAUCCAAGCUACAGGGAUCUGCUUGGAGAACGGAGUGGAUGAGACUGUGGUUGUCACAUUGAAGUUCUCCAAGAACAGGAUGGCAGUGUUUACUUGUUCUUCAGCUGUUCAACUGCCAAAUGAAGCUGUUAUUAUGGGCACAAAGGGCACUAUCCGUAUCCCCGCCCAUAUGUGGUGCCCCACCUCAUUGGUGGUGAAUGGGAAGGAGACUGAGUACCCGGUACCUGAGCCCUACCUGCCUCUCAACUUCAUCAACAGUACAGGGAUGCGUUAUGAGGCUGAGGAGGUUCGACAGUGUUUGCUCAAAGGGUUGAAGGAGAGCUCCAUUAUGUCUCAUGCGGAUUCUCUUCUGCUGGCUGAGGUGGAGGAUGAGAUCCGCAGGCAGGUGGGGGUGGUGUACCCCCAGGACUGUCAGUAAAUAUCCAACAUGGUUUCUCCUUGUGGAGUUAACACUAGUAAAUAUGGUGUGAAAUGUGUAAACUAUUGUAAAAUUAAAGCAAGGUUUUAAAGGGA